Molecule: messenger RNA, 711 nt
Organism: Leguminivora glycinivorella
Lineage: Eukaryota; Metazoa; Arthropoda; Insecta; Lepidoptera; Tortricidae
Exons: 4
Coding region: 1-711 (236 amino acids)
Source: RefSeq, a predicted model, not a curated record
AUGACAAGCAGUUACCAAGACCAGAACCAAUGUUACCAGACCGCAAACAUCCAAAAAAUCUUCAAAGACACCAACCUCUCGCAGCUCGACCAAGAACUAGACAUGACUCUCAACGAAAUAGCCAAGAAAAAACCCCCCGUCGCCCCCAGAAAAUACCCAGAAGAUGAACCCAAAAUGUCCAGUAUUAUGGCUAAAGUAUCCAAGUUUGAGUAUUACGCAAAGCAACAGAAAAUAGGUAGAAGCCAGUUUUAUACCGCCAACGAAAUAGAAAUCUCCCCAAAAGUAUUCAGUUCCAACUCCUUAACAGUGAACACGCCAGCUAAAGAUGUACUAGGGGGGAAAAAUCUACCGAAUUAUAUGAAGAAUACCGAGCAGAAGGUGAUAGUACUUAAUGAGAAUAAUACGGAGAAGCGGCCGUAUGCGAAUGUAGCUUUAAGAAAUAAGAAUAAAAUUGAAGAUAUUGUGAGGAAUUUUGAUGAGAAUUCAAGAAACGAUUUUAAGCUUAAAAAGGUAAACAACGACCAAAAAGACAACAUCUACGGCAAAAUCAACAACGCGAAAGAGGAGAAAAGCAACCUCACGAACAAGGAAGAGAGGAAACCGUGUCUGCCCUCAGCGGCGUUUGAUAGGAACCCGCAGUAUUCGCCGGUGUACGCGAACAGCUAUGAUAGGAGCUAUGACGCUGAGAACAGGAGGAUCAGGGGAAACUAG